AUGGUUGCAGAAAACGCUUCCAUUGAAUGUGAAUUCAAUGAAACUGGGGACCUAAGCCGGAGUCCCGGCCGGAGCCCCGGCGGCAGCAGCAGGGGCGUGGACAGCGGCGAAGAGGACGACGACGGGCCCAGCAAGACGCGGCGCCGGCGCACCGCCUUCACGUCCGAGCAGCUUCUGGAGCUGGAGCGCGAGUUCCAGGCCAAGAAGUACCUCUCGCUGACGGAGCGCUCCCAGAUCGCCGCCGCCCUCAAGCUCAGCGAAGUGCAGGUCAAGAUUUGGUUCCAGAACCGGCGAGCCAAGUGGAAGCGCGUCAAGGCGGGCCACUCCGGUUCCGGUGCGGGGGCGCGCGGCUCGUCCGGUUCCGGCUCGUCGUCGUCGGCGCCCAAGAUCGUGGUGCCCAUCCCGGUGCACGUGAACCGGUUCGCGGUGCGGAGUCAGCACCAGCAGCUGGAGCGGUGCGGCCCGGGGCUGGCCCGGCUGUCCAGCCUGCGGGGGAUGCCCGUGCCCGCCAACGGCUUGGGCACCCUCAGCGGCGCCCAGGCGUCCCUCGGCGCGCCCAGCGAGGCUUGGGUACGCCCCGAGAGCACCAAGCACGCCCCGCCCCUGGGAACGCCCAUGGGAACGCCCCUGGCCCCGCCCCUGGCCCAGCAACCGCAGCCCUUCCUGUGA
Molecule: messenger RNA, 669 nt
Organism: Thrips palmi
Lineage: Eukaryota; Metazoa; Arthropoda; Insecta; Thysanoptera; Thripidae
Product: homeobox protein CHOX-7-like
Exons: 4
Coding region: 1-669 (222 amino acids)
Biological process (GO): regulation of nervous system development; regulation of transcription by RNA polymerase II
Cellular component (GO): nucleus
Molecular function (GO): RNA polymerase II transcription regulatory region sequence-specific DNA binding; DNA-binding transcription factor activity, RNA polymerase II-specific
Source: RefSeq, a predicted model, not a curated record